GGCAGGCAGGUUUUGAAUAGGCAAGAUGGCGGCUGCGGCAGUGGUUGAGUUUCAGAGGGCUCAGUCUCUCAUUAGCACGGAUCGUAACGCCUCUAUUGAUAUUCUUCAUUCUAUAGUGAGGAGAGAUGUGCAGGAGAAUGACGAGGAAGCCGUCAGGGUUAAAGAACAGAGCAUCCUGGAACUGGGGAAACUCCUGGCCAAAACGGGACAGGCAGCAGAACUGGGAGGGCUGCUGAAGUUUGUGCGGCCAUUCCUGAUCUCUAUCAGCAAGGCCAAGGCAGCCAGGCUGGUGCGCUCUCUGCUGGACCUUUUCUUGGACAUGGAGGCAGCCACGGGCCAAGAAGUGGAGCUUUGCCUGGAGUGCAUUGAGUGGGCCAAGGCUGAGAAGAGGACCUUCCUCCGACAGGCGCUGGAGUCUCGCCUGGUCUCCCUCUAUUAUGACACCAAAAGAUUCCAGGAGGCCUUGGCACUUGGUUCACAGCUGCUGCAGGAGCUGAAGAAGAUGGACGACAAAGCUCUGCUGGUGGAGGUGCAGCUGCUGGAGAGCAAGACGUACCAUGGUCUCAGCAACCUGCCCAAGGCUCGGGCUGCCCUCACGUCCGCCAGGACCACGGCCAACGCCAUCUACUGUCCCCCUAAGCUCCAGGCCGCCCUGGACAUGCAGUCAGGGAUCAUCCACGCGGCGGAGGAAAAGGACUGGAAGACAGCCUACUCCUACUUCUUCGAGGCCUUCGAGGGCUACGACUCCAUCGACAGCCCCAAAGCCAUCACCGCUCUCAAAUACAUGCUGCUGUGCAAGAUCAUGCUCAACACACCAGAGGAGGUGCAGUCUUUGAUCAGUGGGAAACUGGCCCUGCGGCACACCGGUCGACAGACGGAUGCACUGAAAUGUGUUGCGCUUGCCAGCAAAAACAGAUCAUUAGCAGACUUAGAAAAGGCACUUACAGAAUACAGAGCAGAGUUGAGGGACGACCCAAUCAUCAAAACCCACCUGGCCAAGCUCUAUGACAACCUGCUGGAGCAGAACCUUAUCCGUGUCAUCGAGCCUUUUUCCAGAGUACAGAUAGAACACAUAUCAGGCCUCAUCAAACUGUCAAAGGGGGAUGUUGAAAGAAAAUUGUCACAGAUGAUCCUGGAUACAAAGUUUCAUGGGAUCCUGGACCAAGGCGAGGGGGUUCUGAUCAUCUUCGAGGAGCCUCCUGUCGACAAGACGUACGAAGCGGCCCUGGAAACCAUUCAGAACAUGAGCAAAGUGGUGGACUCUCUCUACAACAAAGCAAAGAAACUAACAUAGGAAAAAAUGGUGACCACAGCAGCACAGUGGAGGAGGUGUGUGACCAGCGUGUUAUAUUUUAAAAGGGGACAAGGGAGAACAGCAAAAUAGUUCCUCAAACUGCAACAAAUGGGAGUCCCAGUUUCCCCAACGAAAGUUCCUGUCUCCCUAAACGGACAAUUGCAUCACUUCUUCUUUUCAUUUUGUCCAUUUUUCUUUUUGACGUUCAUUCAAGAUUCUGUAUAACUGUCAGCGGCCAGAACAGGCCAUCAGGGAAUAUUGUAAAACCACAAUAAAAGAUUGACAAGUAAAAGUAUACAUAUGUUUAUAUCUCGUAUAGAAUUGAUGGUGGGGGUUACAAAGUCUUGAGAUGACCAUUGCCACCCCUGAAGGUGCAAUACUGACCUCAAGGGCCCCGAUCUACACUUCUUACUUAGAAGGACGAGGCUUUUUGGUCAAGGCUUUCUUUGUUCUUGGCUCAUAUCUCUCAGAAGCACACUAAGUUGGUUGAAUCUUUAAACACCAGGAUGUCCCUGCCAGGCAAACUUGGGUGCAAGAGCUCCCUCUAGCUCUCGCAUGCGUGAUCAUCAUAUCGCUACCAAGUCGCUCUGUUUCCUCAGUUUCAGUCAUUCGGCUGUCAAAUUUUACCAUUGGCCUUUUUCUUUGUAACAAAAACCUAAAAUUCUGUCACUCCACUUUUUUUUUUGUCCCAUUAAGAUCAUGGAGCAGAAUGGGUGCCCUCAUACCGCCAGUGCCCCCUUUUGGUCCUCUGCUUUGCCUCAAUGUUUGGGAGCAAUAUAUUAUAAGGGUGGAGAUGUAUUCAUUGCCUCUGAGCUUCUAUGUCUUAUCCCAAGUAAGCAAAUUUCCAUUGUUAAUUCUUAGCUGAAGUAUGGUAUGCUGGUAACCAAACAAUUUGUAUGCUCCGAUUUUGUUGUUUUUGUUUUCAUUUAUAAGUCAUUUUUAAAAUAAAUAUUUUGUAUUUUAAGAAGUUUGUCUGCCUCUUGGAAAAAUAUCACAAAUUUGACCUGACAAAGUUGGAUGUGGUUGUGUACCAGUCUGUUGUGCUCCAGUGUUGGAAUACGUUGACCUGUGGGUUCCAUGUGUUGGAUAAGUGUUUUAAGAUGAUUGGACUGUGGUACAAAAGAGUAGAUUGACUUGCAGAGCCUUCAGAUAAAAUGUAUACCACGGUGGAGGAGGAAUGAGUGCCUGUAUUUACUUAUAAAGGAUGGAAAAGUCAAAGGGAAGAAACUUGUGCAAGUAUGAUCUAGAACUGCUGGAUUAGUAUCAACUCAAUGGGACUGACUGGUCGUGAGCAUUUGUUGAUGGUUUUGAAUACUGUAUGAAGUACUGAUGGAAUUUUGUGUUUUAGUUUCUACUGUUGGAAAAUGUUCCUGUGUGUUGGAAAACCUCAUCACAUAAAAGGGCAUUAAAUCAGAAUUUCAAUGACA
This is a messenger RNA of Hypomesus transpacificus, 2721 nucleotides long. RefSeq names its product proteasome 26S subunit, non-ATPase 11b (gene psmd11b). The transcript has 13 exons. Gene Ontology annotation, molecular function: structural molecule activity; protein binding. The record is from RefSeq and is a predicted model, not a curated record. Gene Ontology annotation, cellular component: proteasome regulatory particle, lid subcomplex. Gene Ontology annotation, biological process: ubiquitin-dependent protein catabolic process. Lineage: Eukaryota; Metazoa; Chordata; Actinopteri; Osmeriformes; Osmeridae. Bases 26 to 1294 code for a protein of 422 amino acids.